Messenger RNA from Rhineura floridana, 2809 nucleotides. It is a transcript of the gene GINS2, whose product is annotated as GINS complex subunit 2. Gene Ontology annotation, cellular component: GINS complex; nucleus. The record is from RefSeq and is a predicted model, not a curated record. The coding region runs from base 135 to 632 and encodes 165 amino acids. Gene Ontology annotation, biological process: DNA replication; double-strand break repair via break-induced replication. Lineage: Eukaryota; Metazoa; Chordata; Lepidosauria; Squamata; Rhineuridae. The transcript has 5 exons.
CAAUGGGAGGCGCAGUUACCUCAGCCGCUACUGAUCUUGUGGCGCUGAGGUACCCGCCCCUUUCUUUCUCCUCAGGGUGGUCCUGGCGCGGUUCUGAGGCCUAGCCUCUGCGAGCCCGCCUCGUUUGCCUUCCGAUGGAUCCCGCCGAGGCCGAAUUCCUGGCCGAGCGGGAGCUGGUCACCAUCAUCCCAAACUUCAGUAUGGACCGGAUUUACCUCAUCGGGGGGGAUUUGGGCCCCUUUAAUCCAGGGCUGCCUGUAGAAGUGCCUCUCUGGCUGGCUAUCAAUCUAAAGCAGAGGCAGAAGUGUCGGCUGAUACCUCCAGAAUGGAUGGAUGUAGAAAAGCUGGAGCAAAUCCGGGAUCAGGAACGCAAAGAAGAUACUUUUACUCCAAUGCCUAAUCCGUUCUACAUGGAAUUAACCAAGUUGUUGCUGAACUAUGCUGCAGACAAUAUCCCAAAGGCAGAUGAGAUCCGAACAUUGGUUAAGGAUACCUGGGACACUCGAAUAGCAAAACUCCGGUUGUCUGCAGAUAGCUUUGUCAGACAGCAGGAAGCUCAUGCCAGGAGCCGAUUGUCUCAGUACAUCAGAGAAGAAUAUUCAGAAUCCUAUUACAGAAAAUGGCAGCUUUAGCUGUUUGAAGGAUCACUUGCUAAAGUGAAAACAACCACCCUCUCUUUCCGCAUCCAGGAAAAGAACGUUCUGUAACACAGGCCCAUGAAUUUCCUUUAUGUUCCUUCCUUGUUAUAAGAUUCUGGAGGAUGGCCAGGGCUUUGGUAUUCUUAAGGGUUGCAUAGCAAAGGGAAUUUUGGCUGGUGUAGCUUUGUCACACACUGGUGAGGAAACUGCACCAACUGAAUUUACUUCUAAGCAGCUAUUAAAAAAUAUAGAAGCAUUGUCUUCCUUCGCAUCUGGCCACCACAGAGUCCUACAAGAGCGCACCAACUUGCCUUUCAUUGUCAAUGUUCAGAGAAAAAUAAUUUUCAAUAGUAACAGCAAAUAAAGCAUUGCACAUAAGCUACUAAAAUAAAACUGAGAAUGAAAUUGGUGAACCUUGACUAUAAAGGUGCUACAAAUCCCAGGGUUAUAUUAUUCUCCCAGUCAAAAUAUUGUGCUUUUGCCAAACCUUGUCUGCAAGAAUUGGUUGGUGAGGACUUGAAUAGUUAAGGCAAAGGGGAAACCAUUUUAAACUUAGAUGGCUGAUCCUUGCGUUAUGUAUAUGAUCCCCUCAAGCGUGAAAGGUGGAUGUAUGUAAAAUGUUGUACCUGCCCCUUUAAAAUACUCAUUCUAGGCUUCCUUUAAAGGGACAUGGACUAAUUUUACAACAAUGCUUUCCACAAAAGGCUGUUGUAGCCAGACUGAUGAACAAAGCAAAAUCAGAAGCUGCUCUACUAGACAAGGCUUUAAAAAACAAAACAAAAAGCUUCGAACUUUUCUAGAGCAGAUGUUUGCAGACCAAAUAUCAAUUGUCACAUGGCUAUCUAGCUUAUCCAUCUUGCCUCUUACUUUCUAGUGCUGCCAAUUUGAGAGUUAAAUUCAUGAAUCGCAGGGAAGAACAAAGCCACUUGCUAGAAAGCUGUAUUGAAGAAAUUUGUAUUAAAGUAUCAUUUAAUACUUACACAUGGAAAGAAAAUGCUAACCCAAACCAGCUCUUGAUAACCACACAGAGGCGUCUUAAAUUUUGGCAGUAGCUACAUGAGCCAAAGAUGACAAGAGAUACCUAUUCAAAGGUCAUGUAUGGUCUUAGCAGGCAUUCUGCAUCAAUGACUUGAGUAAAAACAAACAAAAAGUAUUACCUGUAUAAGUACAAGGCUGAGGCCCUCUUCACUUUGGACCUAGGAGCACAGGACCUAUUUUUAGCAUGUGUGAUCCCACACUGCAAGGGUGCAUGGCGUGCGAAUAACGUGACUAUGUGGGUAAGCCAACUGAAUCCCAUGCAAUCUGCACUGCCAUUCAGGGGUGAAAGACCUAUGGAAUCUUCCCUGCUCCCAUGAUUUCCUGUACAUGCGCAUCCUUACAGGAUGGGACCACACCUUGCCAGGAGUAGCUUCCAUGCUGCUGGGUCUGUAUGUGAAGCAGGUUGGAAACAGACAGAUUUAGGCACACAUCACAAGAUUUUUCUUCCUUUGUAUUAACUGUUUACUGUUUUUGGAAUAAUCUUUUUCUUCUUUGGAAGCCUCACAUGUGAUUUUAAGUGGUGUUGAUAAAAUGAACAAAUACCAGGUUUUGUUCACUAAAGUUUAUAGCGUCCCUAAAAUCUUGGGUCUCUUUAGACUGAGAUCUUGUUCUCUCAAUAGCAACCAAUCAUAUGACAUUCAGUAUUCCAAGUGCUUGAAGAAAAAAAUGGGCAGGGGACAAAAGGAGGAAAGAAACUCCAGUUGCGCAAGAGAAUUUACUGUACCAGAAACUGAUGCUGCACUUUGCAAAAUACACAAGUGACAGCACGUGCCCCAGUGGAAAGCUUUUUCCUUAAAAUUCUUUUAAAAAACAUUUCAAUAUUUUUUCAUGUCCUGACCAGCAGCAGUACAAACACUAAAAGCAAGCUAUCUUUUUGCCAAAAAGAAAAAAAAGCAGAAACAUAUUGAAAAUGGCAAGCUUUUUAUAACAAUAAUUAAAGUAAUAAAAACAUACAAAACAUUUUUAAAUAUAUACACAGUACAAGGCUGAAGCACCUUUUUUUUUACUCUUUAAUUGCAAAAUCUUUGUAUGAAAAUUCUACCCACUGGGGUACAUAAUCUAUGUGUGUUGUAUGUAUAUCACUGUUCUGUACAUCUUCCCCUCCCCAGUAAUAAAAAGGUACCUUCAGUUUA